Molecule: messenger RNA, 3839 nt
Organism: Conger conger (European conger)
Lineage: Eukaryota; Metazoa; Chordata; Actinopteri; Anguilliformes; Congridae
Gene: lix1l
Product: limb and CNS expressed 1 like
Exons: 6
Coding region: 50-1120 (356 amino acids)
Biological process (GO): autophagosome maturation
Cellular component (GO): cytoplasm
Source: RefSeq, a predicted model, not a curated record
CUAAGCUUCUUUUAGCGUCUUCGUUUUCCACCGAGAUUUUCCCGUAACAAUGGAAUCCAUCCGACCGCAGCGUCUUCAGCCCGGGAUCGGAUUCGGAGCCGGGUCGACUGGGACGCUUCGGUCUUCUCUCCGACCGGGGGUUACCGUCCCCACGGCUCCGCCACAGCCGCCCUCGGCCUGUCUGUCCGCCUCGUCGGGGCCGCCGCCGCCGCCGCCGCCGCUUCAGCUCCACAGCCUCGGGGUCGGCCUGAUGGGCAGCGCCGGGAUGGGGGCCGCCGGACUGGCCGGGCUGGGGCUGUGCAAUCCGGGGAACCCGACGGUGCUGCGCGAAGCGGUGGAGGCUGUCGUGAGGAGCUUCGCGAAGCACACGCAGGGAUAUGGCAGAGUGAACGUGGUGGAGGCCCUGCAGGAGUUCUGGCAGAUGAAGCAGUCGCGGGGGGCAGACCUGCGGAACGGGGCGCUGGUGGUGUACGAGAUGGUGCCCUCCAACAACCCGCCCUACGUCUGCUACGUCAGCCUGCCGGGGGGCAGCUGCUUCGGGAGCUUCCAGUUCUGCCCCACGAAAGCGGAAGCCAGACGCAGCGCGGCCAAGAUCGCCCUGAUGAACUCCGUCUUCAACGAGCACCCAUCCCGCCGCAUCACCGACGACUUCAUCGAGAAGAGCGUGUGCGAGGCGCUGGCCUCCUUCAACGGAAACCGAGAGGAGGCGGAUAACCCCAGCACAGGCAUUGGUGCAUUCCGCUUCAUGCUGGAGUCUAACAAGGGAAAGUCCAUGCUGGAGUUCCAGGAGCUGAUGACCGUCUUCCAGCUACUUCACUGGAACGGGAGUCUGAAGGCGAUGAGGGAACGCCAGUGUUCCCGCCAGGAAGUCCUGGCUCACUACUCGCACCGGGCGCUGGAUGAUGACAUGCGCACCCAGAUGGCGGCUGAUUGGGUGAACCGGGAGCAGGGCGUGGCUGGCACCAUCUCGCGGGAGCUGGGGGCGAUCGAGCGGGAGCUGGAGCAGGCCAGGUUGGCGGGGCGGGAGCUGCGCUUCCACAAGGAGAAGAAGGACAUCCUGAUGCUGGCAGUGGGGCAGCUAGGCAACGCGAACGCCGCCACCCUGCCCACCAGUUGCUAGGCCCAGACUGGGGGCGGAGCAAAGGGAGGGUGGGAGGAGCCUCACACAUAGGCUCCGCUACAUUUAUGAUUUGUACAGGACAGCGCUGAGGCCAUUGAGCAGAUCCGGAAAACACCCUGGGCCACACUUGACAUGGCCGUCGCAGAGAACACCCGGGGCCACACUCAAAAUGGCCGUCGCAGAGAACACCACAGGCCACACUUAAAAUGGCCGUCGCAGAGAACACCACAGGCCACACUUAAAAUGGCCGUCGCAGAGAGCACUACAGGCCACACUCAAAAUGGCCAUCGCAGAGAACACCACAGGCCACACUCAAAAUGGCCAUCGCAGAGAACACCACAGGCCACACUUAAAACAACUGUCACAGGGUACGGUAGGGUCUGAAAACUUGUGAAUCUAAAAAAUUUUUUUAAACAUUUUUAUUUUGUUCUUUAAAAAAAAAAAAGAAAAAAAAAAUGAUCUGAAAGAUCAAUUUACUGUAUGUGUUUUUGGGCUCUUUGGAGGUUUCCGCCUUUGCGGAAAAUGACCUGACGGGAAGGCUUAUUUCAAAUGCUGUAUCUCUCAAAUGCUGUGUUGUGCCUCAGAAGAAAUACCUGCCUUAGAUCUAAAGGGAUCCAGACUUUACCGAACCAAACUCAGGUGGACGUCACAGUGACUGGCCACACCCCCGCUCCCUCACAGGGUACAGGAAGUGCUGUGUUCUUUUGGAUGCAAUUAGUGCAGCAGCGUAAUGCCUUUCAUAAAACAAGAACAGCAGGACCCUCCACCAGAUCUGACUGCCUGCCCCACCCCCACCCCACAGUAACUGCCAGCCGCAAGUCUAAUGAAAUCCAUUCAGAAAAUUGUUUCCCUCAAACCCGCCGAAAAACAAUUGACGUAUUUUCCAAAUGUGGCCUGAAACUGGCACACAACUGGAAAAAGCACAAAGACAGAUCCCCCCCUGCCCCCCCCGCCUUCCCCAUGUACUGUAUUCACUGAGCCUUUAGGCCCCAAACAAAUCAAAACAAGGCGAAGUAAAAACAAACUCCAUCCGAAGCAGGAAAUUGCAGCUUUUUGUAAGAUGAUUUUAACCAAUCAAGUAUGAUCGCUUUGAAAAAAUUUUGUGUAUAAAAUGUACAAUCCAAAAGUCAAGGGGUAUAUCAUGCAUAUGUAUUGAACUAUAUAUGAAAUAUGUCAUAGCUGGUAUGAUACACUCAUUUUAGGAAAAUGCUUCAGUUAUUGCCUUUUUAUAUCUGUAGGAAUAGGCGGUGUUUAUUGCAGAGCUGUACCAUUGCAAUAUACAGAACAUAUGUAAGUUUACAGUAUACAAUGUAUGUACUUUUAAUACAUAAUUUAGUAUUAUGUCUACAAUAUAUACAUAACAUUGUAUAUGUAACAGUGGCAAUCCAUAUAUUUUGUAGUUAUGUGCAUUAUACAUAGAUUGUAUUCAGAUAAAUUCCUCAUAUUUUGGGUCUCGUGUUCAAAUGGGCAGUAUGCUGGAAUGUACUUCUUUCUUCAUGAGGGAACGUGACUGGUUUCUAGGAUUUUAUUUUCCGAGAAUGAUUUGGUCAACAGAUAACCAAUGUCACAUUCAAAACCGUUUUUAUUUUGACUAUAUUGUCUCUCUCUCUCUCUCUCUCUCUCUCUCUCUAUUAUUUGACUUUGAUGAUGCAUCAACAAAAUUGAUGAUGCAUCAACAAAACUAACAGUUGGACUAUGAAAUUAAUUAUGUCAUUAAUUAUUAAGUGUUUAAGGGUUUGGAUAAGGAUGGAAGCGGAUGCAUUUACAACCGUCAUUAUCAACCCUGCUUCAUGAGACCAGACAAUGAAUGAACAGAUAGAUGUCGUCCUGUUGUCUGUGUACCAUGUGAUACAAAGACAAUGAGCGGAUGGAUGUCAUCCUAUUGUUUCUGUUCCAUGUGAUACAAAGACAAUGAGCGGAUGGAUGUCAUUCCACUGUCUCUGUACCGUGUGAUACAAAAAGCCAUAUUGACAAAGUGCAAUCCGUAGUGUAGUUUUAGCCUGGGAGAGUAAAACCUCAGGCUCUUUUUUUUACACACAUGUAUGAUUUUGUAAUUGCUAUCAUUAUUAUUACGAUGUUAUGUUAAAUGUAUAACUAUGACAAUGUACUUCCUAUGUACUUAAUGAUUUUUUUUUCCCCCCCAUUAUUUCAAAACCCUCCAGUAGCUUUUUAAUGAAUUCCUCUGAGGCCUGUGUCACACAGCGGGAUUACCGAGUGAAACCCAGAACAGUUCUUUUCACUUUUUUGUUCCUCAUUUGGGAGGUUUCCGGGUUUUACUCUGUGCCGUUCCCCAGCUAACUCGGUAAUCCUGUGUUGUGAUACAGUCUCCUGGUCCGACACAAGAUUUUUUUGAUGUGCAGUUUUUUUAGCACUUCAAAGUGAGCUGCAUAUAUUGAGUUUUGUAUGAAAUCCUCUUUUUAUGAUUCAAAAUCCGUUUUUCAGAUGUUGCAGUAUGUUUUUAUAAGCCGCAAACCGUAAGUGUUCGUAUAGACACUGAUUGUCAUCAGUCUCUUUUAUCCCAAAAUAAUGAUUUAUAAACUAACUACGCAUGCUUAAUUGAGUAAAAUGCAUUUUUAUGAAAAAUCAUACCACAGAAUGUUUUUUUGUUUGUUUCUUGUUAUUUGUAUUUUUAUGACCAAUUUUUAAGUAUUACUUUUUUUACUCAACAUAAGUUUGUAUUUCAAUUUUUUUUUAAUGCAAAUAAAACCAUGAAAAUGUU